AUUUAGGCGAUGGGGCUGAGCAAAUACUUUAUCACUAAUAAUAAAUACACUCCAAACAAGAUCGCAGCCUGGACGCACUUCUACCUACAAUAGACCCAUUCAAUACACGCGAAAAAACGUAGCCAAGGAGGCGUGGGAGAUGCCAGUUUGGCGAUCGCUUACUAGAGGUGUUAUCGCUUAGCAGAAUCUUAAGAGUAGUGGACAGUAGCAGAAAAAUUGAGACAUAAUUGUUCGAUUAGCGCCAGCCUCGUCAUUGACCGUUCAACUCGGCCGUGUAUGAUGAGUGAUGGGUUAUGUAAAGCGGUUUCGCUACCAUAUCACGCUUUUAAUUGUUGUGGUGCAAGUGGAGUGAUUUUGUCUUGCGAAAUUUGCUCGCCGCUUGCUGGAGAUUCAAUUGGAAGUUGCCUUACAGAUUUGCCAAUCAGUAUGAAUAGAACUUAAUUAAAAUGUUUUCUGAUGCUCCUGCUAAUCUCGCAACGAAAAGCAAACGGUUAAAUUCUUUCUAAAAAAAAGAUUUUUAUUAAAGCACGACUACCAAAUCAGAUGGGUUAGCCCAGCAUGAGCAGCGUGGACGUGGCGCCUGAUCCAGAGGACGCUCCAUUCCAAAACUACCCGAAAGACGAAUCCACCGAAACCUGUCAGUACUCUCCGAGGUCAAGAACCACUCUGCCGACGGCAGCCCACUUGUUCCUCCCCGAUUCCAGAACCUUCCUGCCAUUCAGACGGACCCCAUUCGCGCAGAAAGGUAGACUCUCUUCCUCAUUUUGUUUCGCUCUCCUCGUCUUCACCACAUCGCUGGUUUUUGUGCAGCUCAUCUUUCUCACCAGUGGCGUUGUCACGUACACCCCAGUCAUUUGUGAUUCUUCCUACGAAGCUGAUUCUGCAGAUGCAGCCCACAGGAUACAGCAGAAGGCAAUGCUUGCAGAAAAUGCUCGCCUUCGAUUCCCUAGGACAAAGCGCCGCCUGCCUCAGUGCAUCAUCAUCGGUGCUCGGAAAUGUGGGACCCGAGCCCUUCUGGAAUUCCUCAACUUGCACCCUAUGAUCCAAAAAGCCACUGAAGAGAUCCACUUCUUCGACGACGAUGAGAAAUAUGCUUUGGGUCUAGACUGGUACCGGAGACGGAUGCCUUACUCUUUUCCCGGACAAAUAACCGUCGAAAAGAGUCCGGCUUACUUCAUAACUCCGUCGGUCCCGGAAAGGAUCCGGCAAAUGAAUCCUUCCGUCAAGUUAUUGCUGAUCGUGCGUGAUCCCGUCACUCGGUUGAUAUCGGACUAUGCCCAGUUAGCUUCCAACAAGGCCAGGAAAGAACGGUCGCUGGCGUCGUUCGAGGAUCUGGUUCUGACUGCUGAUGGUUCCGUAAACCUGGGCUACAAGGCUGUUCGGAUCGGCAUGUAUUCCCUGUUCUUUCCUCGCUGGCUGAGGACGUUCCCGCGAGAACAGAUCCAUAUUGUCGAUGGAGAUAAUCUGAUUGUUGAUCCUUUUCAUGAGAUUCAGAAGAUAGAAGACUUCUUAGGGCUGGGCCACAGAGUGAUGAAGAAGAAUUUCUACUACAAUGAGACCAAAGGUUUCUUCUGUGUUAGGAAUGCCACGGCAGACAAGUGUCUGAAUGAUAGUAAGGGAAGGAAGCAUCCGAAUGUGUCCUCUGAAGUAAUCAGGACACUGAGAAUGUUUUACGGACCGCAUAAUCAACACUUUUUCAGGCAAGCCGGUGUUACUUUUAACUGGCCUGUUGAAUGAUUGGUUAUUAUUGAGUUAUUGAUUCGUAAUUCUGCUACUCCUACAACAAAAAAACACACACACAAUUUAUUAAUAGCUUAAAAAAUGAAAUUUUUUGUAAUUUUUAUUUUAGUUUUAUGAUAUGCAUUUUAAUUUUAAAAAAUAACUAAACAUCAUGACAAAAUAGCAUGAUUCAUUCACUCAAAUUGAGAAAAAUCGAGAAAAAACUAUUUCCCUUAUAAUAAGCAUGCACGAGGAUAUGUGCUCAUCAUAAGAGAAUACAAGGAUGUGAAAAUGCAAAGGAAAAUAUCCUUAAAAAGGCUGUAACAUAAAAAUAGUCAGACUCAAUUUGCAUACCAAUUCGUUUCUGAUGUAAAAUCUUUUUAGAAUAUAUAAUAUAAAAAUAUCAAAUGAAAUCGCGAAAUAAAAAUCAAACGAUUUCCAAAAAGUUUGGAAUAACUUAGGUCGUCAUUAAAUUUAUCAAUAACUUUUUCGUUCUUUAAUGAACGAAAUAAAUUUUGAAUUUUAAAAUUGUACAAAAAGGCUUUUUAUUUUAACGAAAUGAUUUUAUUAUUCUGAGUCCUUACUAUAAACUCUAGAAAUCUAUGUAAUCUUAGUGUGCUGUGAAUGAAUCCGCUCUCUUACUUGUUUGAAAAUAAUAUGCAACUUUAUUCAGAUGUAUAACUGGUUAGUUCUUUAUUAACUGCAUGCCAUUGGAGAACUUCUGACUUAACUGCAUGCCAUUGAUGAACUAUAGACUUAAUUGCUCAUCAUUGACAAACAUAAGUCAAUAGAUUAAAACGACAUCUUUAACGAACUUUCUGAGGAUUAAUCGCUGAUUUCAUUUAACAUGACAUCUUUGGCGAUUUGUUUUGACUACUAAUUCUUAACAUAAUACUCAUUUACUAAUACUCUUUUCGCCGAAAUUUUAAAAAAAAAUUAUAUUAUUUUUCAUAAAUUCUGGAAGAACUUUUAAAUUAGUAAAUCUCUUAACGAAAUAUUGUAUAAAUAAUUUAAUACUUCCUCAACCUGCUACAUUUCUUGGGAAGCGAAGAGGCUUAAAAAUUAUAAGUGGGGUGCAAAAUCAUAUAAACAAAGUGUAAUGGUUUAAAAAUAAUUAUUUAUUAAACAAAAAUACUUUUAUAAACAAUAAAACAUUUAAGAAUCAUCUUUGAAAAAAACUUUAACUACAGAGAAAUUGCUUAAUUAAUUAACUAAAAUUUAAAAAUACGCUCCGAAAUGCAGUUUCCCAUUUUUCAAAUUAUAUUUUCAACUAAUAUAAUAGCUUUAGGUCAAAUUAUCUGCCCUUUAGAGCGCCAACACAUAUUCUUCUCUAUUAUAAGUUGAAACAUAUGCAUUUCAUUUUCAAAGAAAAGAUUUAUUCUCAAAUAAGUCCAUUUUAUUUUCACGCUGUAAAUUAUUUUAAGGUAAUUUAUUUAUUAAUUUUUUAAUUAUUUAUUAUUUUAAUUCAUGUUUUUCUAUUCAUUAUCUUUUUGUUGUUGGAAUAGCAGUUGAAAGAGCCCGGUACUUAAAUGGCAUUUAAUAAUACAUAUCAUGUACACAGUUUGUUGUAUGUCUUAGAUGUUAUUGAUUGAAGUAGAUUUGUUUUUAAUUUAUUUUUAUGAUUCACAAUCAUGUAUUUCUGAGAAUUCGAAAAAAAAAGUGUUGUCCAUCCGUCCGUGACGGAUUGUGUUUAUAUCCAAACAGUUUGUACGAAAUCUAAAGGAAUCUUCAAGAAUAUAUUUAGCUCUUGAUUCAUACUGUAUGAAUUAUACGAUUUCAUUUGAAUACAUUUAAAUAGAUGAAGAGGGUCUGUUUGACCGAUACUUUAAUUUCGGCUGAUCAGUAACAAAUAAAGACGCUCUUAAAAAUUUCAAACAUUAAAUUUUUUUGCAGGAAUAGAAAUUUAUUUACGUGUUUUUAUUUCUGUUAUAAUAAAUUUUAACUGGAUUAAAAAUACCACAACUUUAAAAUCAAAGCUUGAGAAGAAAACCGAGUAAUUAUAUGGCUGCUCAUGAAAGAAAUUUAUAAGAACCUCAUUGAUGUUUUGAGACAAUAGCUUUUGAUUAUACAUUUAUUUGAAAUACAUCCUGUCAUAUCUCUGAACAAUAAAUAAGGGGGAAAUGUUGAUAUUAAUAAAAUUAAUUGAUCUAACAAUAUUGUAGAUAUGUCAUGAUCGAUUAAUCGGCUAUUAUUAAUAAUAACUGAUUAAUUAUUGAUUGAUAACAUUAACCGUGAUAGAUAUGCUAUACAGAAUAAAAAGAACUCUUCUUAUCAAAAACAUUUUACAUUUUUGAAUAAUGCUAUGAAUGCCAAUGCAUUGAAUUAUAAUAUUUAUUUAAAACUAUAUUCACAAAUUUUUUCUACAUUAUACAGAAAAUUGUUUCUCACAAAUUUAAUAAUUUUUUCAUGCUUGUUUUCAGAAUUAAUUGUGGAUUCAAAUGCGAUUUCACUUCAUACAAUAUUUUUGGGAAUACAUUUCUUGUGUAAAUCAAGAGAUAAAUAUAAUUCCUUUUAUACUUGAAACAUUUCAACAGUUAAAUAACUAAAUUGAUGCAUUUUUCAUUUCGAUUUUAUAUCCAGAAGCAAUGAAUUUCUUUUUCAGACAUAUCAAGGCAUGAAGAAGAUUUUUGUCUUUAUAGUAAUGAUAAAUUCAUUGCUAAAACUUAGAAUUUAAAAAAGUUAAUAGGCUUCAUAUUAAUAAUAAAUGCUGUGUUGUUAUACAUAUUUUUAUUCAACACAAUGUUCCAUUUCAAGCUUAAAAUAUAUGUAUAAAUAUAUGUGUUUAAAAGGAUUGUUGUAUGGAAUUUCAAAUAUUUAUUCUAUUGUUAUUUCUUCAAUUGAACAAAUUCUUAAUAUAUUUCAGUUGGAAAUCUUUCUUUGUGUAUUAUUAGGUACACAACAUAAAAUCAAAUUCUGUGAGAAUUCUCUUCAUUAAAAACAUUCCAGAUAUUAAAUGGAACUCUGAAUGAUGAAUAUUCAAUAUGGUCUUCUGAAUCUCUUAUUUAUCAUUUUAAUAUAUAAAUGUGAUUGCUCAUGAACAUAUUAAAUAACGUUUUAAUGUUGAUGUUGAUAUUCUAUUGUAUGAACUGUGAUUUCUUAAAGUUUAUAUAAAUUAAAAUUGUUUUGAAGAGCACAAGUAUGUAAUCAAAAAUUUAACUUGAAUUCUGUAUAUUUAAUAAAUGUUCCGCAGAUGUUAUUCUAUGCUGUAACAUUACUGAUGUUCCUUAGUUACCGAUAAUAAAAGUCUUACAUUU
This is a messenger RNA of Argiope bruennichi, 4973 nucleotides long. Its product is annotated as heparan sulfate glucosamine 3-O-sulfotransferase 1-like. The coding region runs from base 559 to 1737 and encodes 392 amino acids. NCBI's taxonomy places the organism in Eukaryota, Metazoa, Arthropoda, Arachnida, Araneae, Araneidae. The record is from RefSeq and is a predicted model, not a curated record. Gene Ontology annotation, molecular function: [heparan sulfate]-glucosamine 3-sulfotransferase activity. The transcript has 6 exons.